This is a messenger RNA of Psilocybe cubensis, 1902 nucleotides long. RefSeq lists its product as uncharacterized. The coding region runs from base 1 to 1902 and encodes 633 amino acids. Lineage: Eukaryota; Fungi; Basidiomycota; Agaricomycetes; Agaricales; Agrocybaceae. Gene Ontology annotation, molecular function: protein binding. The record is from RefSeq and is a predicted model, not a curated record. The transcript has a single exon.
AUGUCUUCCCCUUUACACCCACCGGCGCAGCAACAUGGAAUAACCACAACUAUUUUGGACCUUCCAAACGAGCUGGUGCUACAUAUACUCUCCAUCGACGAUGUACUCUCCUCCAAAGACCUGUUUAAUGUGUCAUUUCUUUCGCGACGUCUUCAUGCCAUUGCCAUGCCUUUAUUUUUGUCUAACCAUGGUGUCAUGGACCCAGCGCACGAGACAUCAAUUUUUGUCAUUGAAUGGGAUCCCAACCGUAAGGCUAUAACCUACCAACCCGAUGCCUUGUCUGGAUUGAGCACCCUCACAUCUCUCUCCUCGAUCGAAAACUUUAAAUGUUUUUUCCAGGAUCCAGACAGCAAGACCUUUCGAAAUACAAGACAGGAUGCCUUCCACCUUCCCGACGCCGUCAAUCGGGUGUCACGAUUUAUACAGAGGUUGAAAAAUGUCGGCAACGCCGAGAUUUACCUCAUGUGGGACCCAUAUUUCGUCACUCAUGCUCGAUCAAUGGUAAACACCCCCAUCACGGAAACUAAGAGGUGGGCCAAUGCAUUUGGAUAUUUGCUUAACCUGCUCGUUUUGCGAGGAUGCAAGUCGUUAACGGUCCAGUAUGAUCCAACCAUCUCUCCCCCAUUUACUUUCCAGUCUACAAACCGACUCAAGCGCGCCUGGUCAUUCGUCUCGCAGAAUGUGUUCCGAAGGGACGGGCAAUCUCCAUCCACAGGAGAUAUUCAACUCCAAUGGGAGUUUAAAAGACCGCUUUACGAGGAGAAAUGGGAAAAUGCUCCUACCGAAAAGGUCGAAUCUCCCCUUCUAGCUUCCCUUGGUCAAAGGUUCAAUUGCAUCACACACCUUGCGAUCCAUUCCCCGACUCUUCUGCUGCCGCCGUUCACCAACUGGACGUUAUCACUCCUCCGAACACAUCCAUUGCUAACAUCAAUCUCCUUUGCUUACAUUACAUUUUCAAAGGAUACUUGGGCAACGAUAUUACCAUUCAUAGUAGACGCGGUCGCCGACAAGCUUACAGAAUUGGCGUUUUAUAAAAACUGCCCCGAGAUAGAUGUGGACAACCUACUCUUAUUUAUCAGCCACUUGCCCAACUUGCGACGCCUAACCGUGGACCGCUCUUUCCGCUCCAGGUUAAAUGAUGCAAGGCCGUACAAAGCGAGAGCACCCUUUCUAACAUCGCCCGCUGCAAGUCUUCCUGCGUUCCUCCAUUUGGAAACAUUGCAUGCCCCUGUGGAACUGGUGUCUCUGUUACUCGAUUAUCAACCAGCGAUGACCAAGGGUGGUACGGCGCUCGUUCUACCGCGUCUUACAAACCUCGCAGUAUAUCCAUCCAGCCGUCUCAUUCAUCCUCCGAGUUACAUUAAAUCAAGCCUCGUCGUCAACGCGCUGCUGCAACGCAUGGUUUUACAAACACGGUCGCUACCCAUUGUGUACGCUCUCGACGCGCAAAUGGAAUUCACAGAUUUUGGGCCGGUGAGCCAAUACAUAAACGCACUGAACACGAGACAGGAAUUUCGUCGCGUCGUAUGGGAAACCCUCUCUGAAGCCGACAUCGACACCUUGAUGCAGAACGGCAACAACAAUUCCAACAGUAACAUCCCUCUAAUCGCAUUUGUGCACAUUACCCAUCUAUUCCUCUAUCGCAUUGAUGCGCCGAGUGAGUCAGCGCUACGCAGCCUCGAAAAAGAGCAGAAAGCACCUCCGUUGUGUGUGUGGAUUAACCUUUUGUUCCCGAAUCUCGAAUGCAUUGAAUUUACGUGCCAUAUGGAAGCCAAUCCACGACAGCAGCAGCAUAUGGACGAAAAGACGAUAGAAUGGCUUGUAUCAGCGCUUACUGAUGCUUGUCCCAAAGUCCGUAUGCUCAUUGUGGGCAAGAAAGUCUACAAUUUGAACCGCUCGUAG